AUCAUGCAAUUGAAAAAUUAAUUUAGCAAUAAGUAAUUUGCUUCUACUCAUUGUGGAAUGUAAACAACAUCGUGCAUCUGUAUAGUAAAUAUUUAGAUAAUAUAUAUGUUACUUUCGUAGCUAUACACAAUGCAAGGACAUCGAAGGCAUAGGUCUAGAUCGCCUUUGAAAGAAAGCAAUGGUGGCCGCCGAAGAGAUGGAAACAGCCAUGAAAGCAAGAGGGCUAGCGACUUGCCUAAUGCAAAUGUCAUGAACGCAAUGAUGUUACAGAAUAUGUAUCAACAAAGUGGCAUGAUGAUGGCUGGUGGAAUGUAUCCAAAUAUGAUUAUGCCUAGUUCUGUGAUGGGUGGAGGAAUAAUGCCAUCAACUGGCAUGGAGAUAAUGUCAACCACAGGAAUAGAAAUAAUGCCCCAGCCUUCUAUGGACGUGUCUGCAAUAGGGACUCCAACAAUAUCCACACCAGGUAGUUCAACAAUUGAUAUGAAUAUGAUGGGAGGAAUGGUGGUAGAUCCUGCAAUGAUGGGAAUUUAUGGAAUGACUGGAGACCUAUCAAACUUGCAUGAAAAGAAGGAAAUUGUGUUCAAAAACUGUAAGCUAAUUCCUCCAGAUUCUGGUACUCCUCAACCUCCUCGUCGUGCUAAACCACCUGGUUGUCGUACUAUUUUUAUUGGAGGCCUCCCAGAUAAAAUACGUGAAAGUUCUGUCAGAGAGAUAUUUGAAAACUAUGGCAGGAUUAUAUCAUUAAGAUUAUCUAGAAAAAAUUUCUGUCACAUACGGUAUGACAGAGAAUCCUGUGUUGAUGCGGCGAUGACAAUUUCUGGUUAUCGAGUGAAACUUAUAAAUAAAGAUGGAGACAAUAAUGGAGAAGAACAGGAUACCCAUGGUACAGUGGGUUGGUUACACGUUGACUAUGCCAUGAGCAGAGAUGACCAAAAUGAAUUUGAAAGACGACAAAGACAAGCAUUACGAGUUCAGCAAGCUCAAAUGCAGCAGUUGAAUGCUCAACAAGAAAUAUUAAACUCCACAAAUGAAUAUAGGCAAUCACCAUCUCCAGUAAGGAUUCAGCCAUAUUCAAACCCUGCUAUGGUACAACUCUCUGAAAAAAUUAAAAGUGAAGAGCAUUUUUCAAGUGCCUUACCAACCUUACUUGCAUGGCUUGAACGUGGUGAAUGCUCCAAGAAAAAUUCAAAUCAGUUUUACUCCAUGAUUCAGGCUACGAAUUCUCAUAUACGUAGAUUAUUUAAUGAAAAAAUGCAGGCUGAAGAAGAGCUGCAGGAGUGUAAGGACAGAAUUAGGAAAACAAUGGAAAAUGUGAUUGAUCAACUCGAACAGGUGGCGAAAGUGUUUACAGCAUCUACCCACCAACGAGUCUGGGAUCAUUUCACCAAACCCCAACGAAAGAACAUUGAGACAUGGCAGAAAAUGGCACAGGAAUUUAGUACACUGAAAGAAGAAUUGUUUGAGAAAUUUUACAAUGACGACGACUAUAAUGGCUGUAAGGCAUCUGAUGGGUACAAUGAAGACAUUCAAGUUUUAAAGCGCGAAAAUGAAAGUCUGCGGUUCCAAUUGGAAGCUUACAAGAAUGAAGUUGAUUUAAUAAAAGCAGACUCUCAAAAAGAGAUGGAGAAAUUCAAAGCGCAGUUCAUUGCUCGUCAAGCUUUGCAAGGAAUUUUUGAAAACAAGAACGUAAGUGAGCCUCCCCUACCAUCUCCGGUAACGAAGCCUCCACCUCCGCCACCGUUGCCUGAUGAUUUGAAUUCGAAAGUUCAUUUGAACGAGACAGUCGAAGUCGGCUGUGGAGAAGCCAAAUUAAUUGGUGUUAUGUCAGCGUUUUUGCAAGUGCACCCGCAAGGAGCGAGCCUGGACUACGUGUUGUCGUACGUGCGCGCCGUGUUCCCGGACGUGUCGCAGGCGGCCGUGCACCGCGUGCUCCAGAGACACGCGGACGUGUUCAGCCGCACCACGUCAGGGGUCGGAGCGAACAUCGAGCACCGCUGGAACUUUGUUGCCUUCCAGAACGCCGACUCUGGAUCAUAGCCUCAAGACGGAAUACAAUGUUCACGAUUCCAAGGAGAUUCUCGAAACAUAAAAUAUAAUUUAUUGCGGUAGGCAGCGGCUUGGCUCUGUC
Molecule: messenger RNA, 2128 nt
Organism: Bombyx mandarina (wild silkworm)
Lineage: Eukaryota; Metazoa; Arthropoda; Insecta; Lepidoptera; Bombycidae
Product: ecto-NOX disulfide-thiol exchanger 1
Biological process (GO): ultradian rhythm
Cellular component (GO): external side of plasma membrane; plasma membrane
Molecular function (GO): oxidoreductase activity; RNA binding
Source: RefSeq, a predicted model, not a curated record